AUGACGGCAAAUGAGUUCGUUCUUCCGACGAAGAAUGGUCUCACCAACGAUUCUCGAGUGUCAGCUGAGGACCAGCAGUUGGUCGCUCUAGUAGUUGAACGAGUCUCGUUUUGCGUACCCAACGUGCGCAACCGUAAGGUGAUCGUUGUAUGGCGUGUGGUCGUAGUGCAAUUUCCGACAACAGGACAACUUUUUCCCUAUUGCACAGUAAGUGAAGGUCGCGAUCUCGUCUGCUAG
Molecule: messenger RNA, 237 nt
Organism: Strongylus vulgaris
Lineage: Eukaryota; Metazoa; Nematoda; Chromadorea; Rhabditida; Strongylidae
Source: the annotation of a GenBank genome assembly